AUGCCGCCGUCUCCGAGUGACGGCGUUCUCGUGAUCCCGCCACCGCCCGUGCCCCGGCCGUGGAUGCCGCCGUCUCCGAGUGACGGCGUUCUCGUGAUCCCGCCACCGCCCGUGCCCCGGCCGUGGAUGCCGCCGUCUCAGAGUGACGGCGUUCUCGUGAUCCCGCCACCGCCCGUGCCCCGGCCGUGGAUGCCGCUGUUUCCAAGCGACGGUGUUCUCGUGAUCCCGCCACCGCCCGUGCCCCGGCCGUGGAUGCCGCCGUCUCCGAGUGACGGCGUUCUCAUGAUCCCGCCACCGCCCGUGCCCCGGCCGUGGAUGCCGCCGUCUCCGAGUGACGGCGUUCUCACGGCUGGCAGCUUCCUGCCAGUGUCGGUGCCCGUCUCCACGGCCGUCACGCCCGGCAUCACCAUCUCGAUGCCGGUGCUGGAGGCGGGCGGCGCCUGUGCCGAGUCGGGCUCGUCAGCCGGCCCGCCGGUAUUGCACAUCCCCGAGGAGCGGACGCCCAGUCCGGCCAACCUGGCGCCGCCGCCGGAGACCGACUUCUCGCUCAACGGCACGCCCUCCGACGUGCUGAUGGACGUCACGCUGGCCAACUCCAACUCGAGCUUUACAGGCUUCCUGGCGUCGUUCGGCCGGGGCGGCGCCGACCCAGCUGUGCUGCAGACACCAACGCGGCCGCUGUACGACAGCUCGCUGCCGCAGACCUCGCCGCCGGCCAGCCCGCGCGUCUGGAGCGAGAUUGGUGACUUCUCACUCAGCAGCAUACUGGGCCACUUGGAGACGAGCAAGCCAGCAUCCAAGGAGGCGCUGGUCGACCCGUCGCCCGAGCUGGACGAGCGGGCAGUGGCGGGGCCCAUCAGCGGCUCGGACCACGGCCUGCCCACGUCCUUCGAGUUCGCCGAGCUGAUGACGCCCGGCCCCGGUGAGCCGCGCCCGCUCGCCAGCAGCCAAUCACCACCCACGUGACGUCACCGGGCGCCAGGCUCAGCUCCCGUCAGCAGCAGUCACCGCCCAAGCACAGCUCCCGUCAGCAGCAGUCACCGCCCAAGCACAGCUCCCGUCAGCAGCAGUCACCGCCCAAGCAUAGCGCCCGUCAGCAGCAGUCACCGCCCAAGUGGCACCUGCGAACACCAGUCACCGCCGCGGAACCUUCGUUGGGCACGGAUCGCCGUCUAGCCGACGUCACCGAGAGCCAAUCAGCGUUGUGCAUCCUCCUGCGAGCAGCAGUCAGACGGGCGCCGUUUGCCACCCACUGCCUUCUGCCCGUGCGACGUCAGUGAACGCCGGUCAGACGGGCGGCGGCUGCGACGAGAGUGGCAGCCGUGGUGUGACGCGGUUGAACACCGAUCAGAAACAUCCGCGCGGUGUCGCCAAGCUUCUGAGCGCGGUGUCGCCGGAGCUGAGCGAUUGACGCGCCUGCUUGUAGCUUUACUGGGCUGGCAUUGGUGACUGGCACGUGCCGUAGGCCUCGAGAGCCGCUAUGUGCCGUCAACUUGGGGCCCGGCCAUUAGGCCAAUGGUGGGCUCGGCGGGCAGCCGGGUCGGGGUCGUUCCGUGUCCGGUCUGCCGCGUUAUGCACCUUUCCGCAAUAACUCGCCGCGUCUGCUAACCCAGCGUUGGCAUUAAAGGUUACUUUGACACUGGGGCAUUGAGGAAGGUCGUGGGGUUGAUUGGCUGGGUGCCCCGCACCUUUCCGUAAAUAUCCGAAGCUUGCCAAGGCCUGGAAGUCAGGGUGCUUGCAAGCAUUGUCUUUCAUCGUUUUAGGCACUAUGAAGAGGUGCUGGAUGUGCUUUGUGUAUAUUUGUGAACUAAGUUACUGUAUGUAUUUGUAUUGUACCUGCGCCCUGCCUCAUGUCAUUUCGACGACUGUAGUUUACUUUUGACUUUCUAGAGCUGUCUUGGAUGAUGCCGAAGGGAUCAUCUACGAUAAGAUUAUCCACCCAAAUUUUGUCCCUGUGCAACGGCUAAGACCGGUCCGCCUACCGUGAAUGACCUCGGUUCUGUGCGUUAGGGUUGAGAAAUAUCUCUUCGUGUCCACCACUCGCCUCACGGCGUGGUUUGUAAAUGACGGUUCUUGACUGCACUGUAAGUGCAUUUGUGUAGCCCGAAGAUGGGCUGUGUUCUCGUCUGCCAUACCGCGAGCCUCCCCAGCUCCGGUCAGAGCCACCAGUUCCGGAGCCCACUCUGUCCACCGCCAGUCCGCAUUGUUUUGGUCCCAACACAUCCUGGCACGUGUCGCUGGCGCUCCAGCAUGUGCUGGAAAGUUGGUGUAAUUUCCGGCUAACUCCCGCCCGCGCUCCUCAGACAGAUCUGGCUCAAUAUAUCGAAGUUGCCAAAAAUGCAGCGCGGUUUGUUGGACAGCACGCCGGUGGUGCCAGUGGUGUUGUUGCCCAGUGUCGGGCGCCUGACGUGCCGGUGGCGCCCCAGCGCUGUGUACGGCCGGCUGGCGCUGCGGCUGGGGCCGGGUGUCAGCCGCCGGGUCGUGGAGCGUCUC
Molecule: messenger RNA, 2493 nt
Organism: Pollicipes pollicipes
Lineage: Eukaryota; Metazoa; Arthropoda; Thecostraca; Pollicipedomorpha; Pollicipedidae
Product: formin-2
Exons: 6
Coding region: 1-966 (321 amino acids)
Source: RefSeq, a predicted model, not a curated record